Messenger RNA from Cottoperca gobio, 1791 nucleotides. RefSeq names its product ZPR1 zinc finger (gene zpr1). NCBI's taxonomy places the organism in Eukaryota, Metazoa, Chordata, Actinopteri, Perciformes, Bovichtidae. Gene Ontology annotation, cellular component: nucleus. The transcript has a single exon. Bases 210 to 1553 code for a protein of 447 amino acids. The record is from RefSeq and is a predicted model, not a curated record. Gene Ontology annotation, molecular function: zinc ion binding.
CAGUUCCGCAGAAAACCUGAGGGGGCAGCAGUGAGCUCAACUGCACAUCCACCGUAGAAGAAGAGAAUGCGGAAGAGAACUAAUACUCGUAAUACAAUCUAACAUGCGCUUGUUUGGGUGACGCUUUACGGACUGUCAGAGAAUAUUCCAGCAAGAUACACGACUGAACGAAGAGUUUCUCCACCGAGGGAAACAUAUCGACGUUAAACAUGUCUGUUAUUUCCGAGGAGAAAGUGCGAGGUGAGAACCUUUUCAAGGAAAUCAGCGCAGACGGCGAAGACUGGCUGCCCACUGAGAUCGAGAGUAUGUGUAUGAACUGCCACCUGAACGGUAUGACACGUUUACUUCUCACCAAAAUACCAUUCUUCAGAGAAAUCAUCGUGAGCUCUUUCAGCUGCGAUAACUGCAGCUGGUCAAACACGGAAAUCCAGUCUGCAGGCCGGAUUCAGGACCAAGGCAUCUGUUACACCCUGAAAGUCAAAACAAAGCAGGACUUGGACAGGGAGGUUGUGAAAGCAGACAGUGCGACUACCAGGAUUCCUGAGUUGGAUUUUGAAAUCCCUCCCUUCACCCAGAAAGGUGCACUUUCUACUAUCGAGGGUCUCUUGGACCGAGCAGCUGCAGGGCUGGAGCAAGACCAACCUGUCAGGCGAGUGACUAACCCCGAGGUGGCUGAGCAAAUAGCAGAGUUCAUCCAGAAGCUGAUGAAGUUAAAAGAGAUUGAAAGCGAAUUCACUCUGGUGAUUGAGGAUCCAUCUGGCAACAGUUUUGUUGAAAACCCAUUUGCCCCUCAAAAAGAUGAGGCGCUCACUGUGUCCAUGUUCAACCGGACGAUCCAGCAGGACAUGCAGCUGGGGCUGAGGGCCGAGGAUGAUUUUGAUGAUGAUGAGGAGGAGGAACCGGCUGGUAACGACAUAGAAACCAUGAAAAAUGAGGUUUUGGCUUUUAAAACCAACUGCCCUGAAUGCAACGCACCGGCCUCAACCAACAUGAAGAUCGUGGAGAUCCCUCACUUCAAGGAGGUCAUCAUCAUGGCUACUAACUGCGACAGCUGUGGCCAUCGGACCAACGAGGUGAAGUCAGGUGGAGCCACAGAGGAGAUGGGCACCAGAAUCACCCUGCGCAUCACCGACUCUUCAGACAUGAGCCGAGAUGUGCUCAAGUCAGAUACGUGCUUCGUCAACAUCCCGGAGCUGGAGUUCGAGCUGGGGAUGGCGGCUGUGGGUGGGAAGUUCACCACUCUGGAGGGGCUGCUUACAGACAUCAAAAACCUGAUAGUCUCCAAAAACCCCUUCAUCUGCGGCGACAGUAGCACCUCAGACCGGCUGCAGAAGCUGAAAGCGUUUGGGGAGAAGAUAGAUCAAAUUAUAGCUGGAGAAAUGACCGUCCACAUCGUCCUGGACGACCCGGCAGGGAACAGCUACAUGCAGAAUGUGUACGCCCCGGAUCCAGAUCCUGAAAUAACCACUGAGAAGUACACCCGCACGUUUGAGCAGAAUGACGACCUCGGACUGAAUGACAUGAAGACUGGUAGCUAUCAAGAUGACAAAUGAACCGCCAGCAACUAAAUGACCCAGCGUUAUUACAUCGCUCACAUAUUUUCUUCCAUUUUCUUUACAGGUCAUUUCAUACAUUUUAAGUAAAUACUCCAUAUACUGGUCGUUUCCAUCGGUGUAUUAUUCAGUGGGAGAAGUUCUAAGUUGUCUAAAUGUACAGGGAAAAUAAACUAAACGUCAGUAUCAUGAUUUGUAAAUCACACGGAUGCUGUUAUUAAAGAUAUAUAUCCUUUAA